CGGAGUCGGACCCGUGCAGCCCGCUGUGAGGGGUUAAUGCGCUCACGGAGGGAGCGCGAGACACAGAACGCCAGCUGCGCGCGCGCUCUCGGUGUGACCGUGUAUCAGAUGUAAACAGCGCACAGAGGGGCUCGCGCAACUCAGAGUCGGCACGGAAAUCCGCGUUUCUUCCCGGCGGAAAUGAAUUCCCUUUCUGCUCUCUGGAAGUGAAAGUUGUGCAGGCGGACGGUGUUUUGCUCAGAGCUCCAACGGUGUCGCGUGAGCAGCAGGUGUUGCGCCACAGUGCCUGCGGAUUCCCCGCCGCGCAUCCAGCUCAGGACGCCUUUCCGCCGGGAAGCGACGCUUCAUGGAACCAACUGAUGAAGUGAAGUGAAUAAGGUUCGGACUCCUCGCUCAUGUUCAUCUCCACCGGGGUUUUGCUGCUCUGCUCUGCUCUGCCCUGUGAAUUAAGGCUUUGGCUCAUCACUGGGAAAACCUUUCACAAUGGACAUGUCCUCCUUCAAACCCCAGCAUUUUAAUGCAACUGCAAUCUCCUGGAGUCUUUUUUUUCCAUUAGAAAGUAAAGAAAUACUCCUCUAAUACACCUGUACAUCUCGUUCAACAAAUCGGAGGAGAAUCGGUUCAUUUUUAAAGCGAGUACAGCGACUUGAUUCUUUUUGAAAACUGCUCUUUUAAGGGAGUAGAGCGAAUCGGUUCUUCUUAGACGACUCUUUUAAGUGAGUCCAGCGAUUCGACUCUUUUGAAACGACUCCUUUAAGUGAUUGCAGAGAAUCGAUUCUUUUUAAAAGCAUUCUUAACUCUUCUAGAUUGUAGCUAUUCUCUAUAAUUACUAAGUGAGUCGAGCAAAUCGAUUCUUUAAACGACUCUUAAGUGAGUCCAGUGAUUCGACUCUUUUUUUUUAAUGACUUUGGUAGAGAGAAUCGAUUCUUUAAAACUUCUUUUAACUAUAGGUAGAGCAAAUCGAUUCUUUAAACGACUCUUAAGUGAGUCCAGCGAUUCGACUCUUUUGAAAUGACUUUAGUAGAGUGAAUCGAUUCUUUAAAACUCAACUCUUAGCUAUAGUAGAGCAAAUCGAUUCUUUAAACGACUCUUGAGUACAGCGAUUUGACUCUUUUGAAACGACUCCUUUAAGUGAUCGCAGAGAAUCGAUUCUUUUUAAAAGCAUUCUUAACUCUUCUAGAUUGUAGCUAUUCUCUAUAAUUACUAAGUGAGUCGAGCAAAUCAAUUCUUUAAACGACUCUUAAGUGAGUCCAGCGAUUCGACUCUUUUGAAAUGACUUUAGUAGAGUGAAUCGAUUCUUUAAAACUCAACUCUUAGCUAUAGUAGAGCAAAUCGAUUCUUUAAACGACUCUUGAGUACAGCGAUUUGACUCUUUUGAAACGACUCCUUUAAGUGAUCGCAGAGAAUCGAUUCUUUUUAAAAGCAUUCUUAACUCUUCUAGAUUGUAGCUAUUCUCUAUAAUUACUAAGUGAGUCGAGCAAAUCAAUUCUUUAAACGACUCUUGAGUACAGCGAUUCGACUCUUUUGAAACGACUCUUUUAAGUGAUCGCAGAGAAUCAAUUCUUUUUAAAAGCAUUCUUAACUCUUCUAGAUUGUAGCUAUUCUCUAUAAUUACUAAGUGAGUCGAGCAAAUCGAUUCUUUAAACGACUCUUAAGUGAGUCCAGUGAUUCGACUCUUUUUUUUUUUUAAUGACUUUGGUAGAGUGAAUCGAUUCUUUAAAACUUCUUUUAACUACAGUAGAGCAAAUCGAUUCUUUAAAUGACUCUUAAGUGAGUCCAGCGAUUCGACUCUUUUGAAAUGACUUUAGUAGAGUGAAUCGAUUCUUUAAAACUCAACUCUUAGCUAUAGUAGAGCAAAUCGAUUCUUUAAACGACUCUUAAGUGAGUACAGCGAUUUGACUCUUUUGAAACGACUCCUUUAAGUGAUCGCAGAGAAUCGAUUCUUUUUAAAAGCAUUCUUAACUCUUCUAGAUUGUAGCUAUUCUCUAUAAUUACUAAGUGAGUCGAGCAAAUCGAUUCUUUAAACGACUCUUAAGUGAGUCCAGUGAUUCGACUCUUUUUUUUUUUUUUUAAAUGACUUUGGUAGAGUGAAUCGAUUCUUUAAAACUUCUUUUAACUAUAGUAGAGCAAAUCGAUUCUUUAAAUGACUCUUAAGUGAGUCCAGCGAUUCGACUCUUUUGAAACGACUCCUUUAAGUGAUCGCAGAGAAUCGAUUCUUUUUAAAAGCAUUCUUAACUCUUCUAGAUUGUAGCUAUUCUCUAUAAUUACUAAGUGAGUCGAGCAAAUCGAUUCUUUAAAUGACUCUUAAGUGAGUCCAGUGAUUUGACUCUUUUUUGAAAUGACUUUGGUAGAGUGAAUCGAUUCUUUAAAACUUCUUUUAACUAUAGUAGAGCAAAUUGAUUCUUUAAACGACUCUUAAGUGAGUCCAGCGAAUCGACUCUUUUGAAAUGACUCCUUUAAGUGAUCGCAGAGAAUCAAUUAUUUUUAAAAGCAUUCUUAACUCUUUUAGAUUGUAGCUAUUCUCUAUAAUUACUAAGUGAGUAGAGCAAAUUGAUUCUUUUUAAACGACCUAUUUUAAUUGAGUAGAUUCAAAGAUUCAAAUUCAAGAUUCAAAGAUUCUUUAUUGUCAAUUCACUGUAUAUCCAGGACAUAUAGGAGAAUCGAAAUGCCGUUGAGUAGAGUGAAUGGUUUCUUUCUAAAUGACUAUUUUAAGUGAAUAGAGCCAAUCAAUUCUUUUUAAACAACUCUUAAGUGAGUCCAGCAAUUCGACUCUUUUGAAACAACUCCUUUAAGUGAUCACAGAGAAUCAAUUCUUUUAAAAGCAUUCUUAACUCUUCUAGAUUGUAGCUAUUCUCUAUAAUUACUAAGUGAAUAGAGCAAAUCGAUUCUUUUUAAAUGACCUAUUUUAAUUGAGUAGAGAGAAUGGUUUCUUUCUGAAUGACUAUUUUAAGUGACUAGAGCCAAUCGAUUCUUUUUAAACGACUCUUUUAAGUGAGUACAUCGAUUCGACUCUUUUGAAAUGACUCAAGUUAGUAGAGUGAAUCGAUUCUUUAAACGACUCUUAAGUGAGUACAGCGAAUCAGUUCUUUUUAAACGACUCCUUUAAGUGAGUAGAGCAAAUUGAUUUUUUAUGCUACCCAUUUUAAUUGAGUAGAGUGAAUGGUUUAUUUUAAAAUUACUUCUGUAAGUGAGUAGAGCCAAUCAACUCUUUUGAAACGACUCCUUUAUCACAGAGAAUCGAUUCUUUUUAAAGCAUUCUUAACUCUUCUAGAUUGUAGCUAUUCUCGAGAAUUACUAUUCUAUUUGAAGUGUGUAGAGCAAAUCAAUUCUUUUUAAAUAACCUAUUUUUGAGUAGAGAGUGGUUUCUUUCUAAAUGACUAUUUUAAGUGACUAGAGCCAAUCGAUUCUUUUUAAAUGACUCUUUUAAGUGAGUACAUUGAUUCGACUCUUUUGAAAUGACUCAAGUUAGUAGAGUGAAUCAAUUCUUUAAAACUAUUCUUUUAACGAUAGAGCGAAUCGAUUCUUCUUAAAUGACUUAGGUGAGUAUAUUGAUUCACACUUUUGAAACGACUCAAGUUAGUUGAGUGAAUCAAUUCUUUUAAAACUUCUUUUAACUAUGGUCGAGCGAAUUGAUUCUUCUUAAACGAUUCUUCGGUGAGUAUAUUGAGUCGACUCUUUUGUAACGACUACGUUAAGUGAGUAGAGCAAAUUGAUUAUUUUUAUGUCACCCAUUUUAAUUGAGUAGAAAUAAUGGUUUCUUUUAAAAUUACUAUUUUAAGUGAGUAGAGCAAAUUGAUUCUUCUUAAACGACUCUUGAGUACAUUGAUUUGACUCUUUUGAAACGACUAUCUUAAGUGAUCACAGCGAAUCAGUUCUUUUUACACUACAGUUUUAAUUGAGUAGAGAUAAUGUUUUCUUUUUAAACAACUUUUAAGUAAGUAGAGCGAAAUGAUUCUUUUUAAAUGACUCUUAAGUGAGUACAUUGAUUUGACUCUUUUGAAAUUACUCUUUUAUGUUAGGAGAGUGAAUCGAUUCUUUUUAAGCUAUUCUUUUAAGUGAGUAGGGCGAAUCAGUUCUUGUUAACAGCUCUUUUAAGUGGGCAUACCAAGUCGACUCUUUUGAAACAACUCUUUUAAGUUAGUAGAGCUAAUCUAUUUGUGCAGACGAGCCAAAACAUCGUGUCAGUUUUGAGUGUGUUGCUUACACUGUUAGCGGAUUUUAUUGACUUCAUUUUGAAUUGUAAAUCUGUUCUCAGAUAGUUUACUUUUAUCACUUACACAGAAGUCAUUUUUGGCUUAACAAGAUGCUAUCAUAUAGAUAUGAAUCAGCUGAGUUUUGAAAUAGUUUUCAUAGCUGCUUAUUUCUAUAUGGCCCCUAAAAGCAAUUCAUUUAGCACAAAUCAAUCAGAGCUAAUUUGUAUUAACAAUAGUUUGUGCUGAUUGUGAGAAAGAGUCAAAUCAGCAAAAGGAGUCGUGAUGCGUAUAGCUACACCUGAUUCAGCACUACAGGAUGGGGGCUAGGCAGUCCAAAGGCUCCGAGGCUGGUUCUGGACCUUUCCAGGGGUUUUGGAGACGAGCUCAGGGCUCUGUCCUGCUCCGUUCAUCCUCCAGUGAGCGGCCAGAGAAUCCAGGGGUGCCUGCGCCUUACCGCCGUCGCGUUGGCAUGAUUCAGGACGUGCUGCUGAGAGCGAAGGAGGGGAGACAGGAGGAGGCCAGUGAGCUGCUAAGAAGUCUGAGACAGGAUUUAGGUAUGGAGUCGACGUCUCUGGAUGAUGUGUUGUACCGGUAUGCCAGUUUCCGCAAUAUGGUGGACCCAAUCACUCAUGACCUUCUCAUCAGCCUCGCUCGCUAUGUGCACUGUCCAAAAACGGAGGGUGAGUCUCUGAGUGCCAUGGAGAAAGUGUGUCGCCAGCUGACAUACCAUCUGAGUCCUCAUCCACGUUGGAGACGUCAGGGCCUUCUCAAGGAUAAACCCCACGCCAGUCUGAAGGCGGUUCUGUCCGUGUCGCCAGAUGGCACCGUGGACUUAUCUGGGCUUCCUCUUUCACGUCGUGACGCAGAACGCCUGGUGCAGCACCUUCAUCGCAACUCUGCCCGUGUUCGUAGCGUUGAGCUGGGUUUCACCGAGCUCACAGAUGAUACGCUGCUGAUGCUUCUGCCCACGUUAUCUGCUCUGCCUGCUCUCGAGAGUCUGGCGCUCAAUGGCAACCGGCUGACCCGAGGCAUCCUGCGCCAGCUCACCGACGCCCUCAAGGAGCCACGAAGCUUCCCUGCUCUGGUGUGGGUCGACCUCGGGAACAACGUGGACAUCUUUUCUUUGCCUCAGGCCUUUCUACUCAGCCUGCGCAAGCGCUGUCCAAAGCAGGGGAACUUACCCACCAUACAGGAGCAGCCAGAACAGGGGGGCGGAACAGGGGGCGGGGCAUGUGGAACUGCAGGACUGGAUGAGGUUGGAGAAGAUCCAGACUGAUUCCCGGGUUAGGAGGUGAUGGUGGUGGGUGGGAACUGAUGAAUGACCGAGUUAUGGGGAUGAGGAUGGGAUUACAGUGUUUCAUCCUACCAUAUGUGUUCGUGGGUGGAGUCAUAUCAUAAAUGCACUUCAUUUCAGCGGGAUAUGUGUGCACAGAUGGAGAGAUUUAUGUAUGACUUGUGUCCUUGCUUUACUUUAUAGCCUUCAUCAGAUAUUUCCAAUGUCAGUGGACUCCCUGGGCUCCCACCCAGCCUGGACUCUGGACCGCCUUCUUGGUUUUCCUCCAGUGAUAAUAAGUGGUCUGGGGCUGAGUAAGGGAUGUUUGUAAGAUGUGUAUUGAGCUCAACAGGUUUGCAAGACACAAAUGUGCCUGUGUGAUAUGUGUCAGAACUAGAUGGAGAAAUGAUGUGCCUGUUGACUGAAAAUUGUCCUGAAUCGCUCAUAAUUCCAGAUAUGCACUGGGCAAGUCGAGGCUGUUUUUCGUAAUCUGAUUUGGCGUUCUUCUGACUCAGGCCAGAUUUCAGCUGCAGUGUACUUGGGGUAGCAAUUAGGGAUGGGGAAAAAAUAAUUGCUUAGCUGCAUCAUGAUCCUCUUCUGAAUGAUUCGACAAUAAUGAACAUACUUCCAUUAUAAAGUCUAAAGUUUCA
This is a messenger RNA of Neoarius graeffei (lesser salmon catfish), 6116 nucleotides long. RefSeq names its product leucine-rich repeat-containing protein 75A-like. NCBI's taxonomy places the organism in Eukaryota, Metazoa, Chordata, Actinopteri, Siluriformes, Ariidae. The transcript is spliced from 4 exons. Bases 4510 to 5469 code for a protein of 319 amino acids. The record is from RefSeq and is a predicted model, not a curated record.